This is a messenger RNA of Uloborus diversus, 2020 nucleotides long. Its product is annotated as akirin-2-like. The transcript has a single exon. The coding region runs from base 450 to 974 and encodes 174 amino acids. NCBI's taxonomy places the organism in Eukaryota, Metazoa, Arthropoda, Arachnida, Araneae, Uloboridae. Gene Ontology annotation, biological process: positive regulation of transcription by RNA polymerase II; positive regulation of innate immune response. Gene Ontology annotation, cellular component: chromatin; nucleus. Gene Ontology annotation, molecular function: transcription coregulator activity. The record is from RefSeq and is a predicted model, not a curated record.
UAUCGUUAUUGAAAAAAUUCCGAACGUGCUUUGUUUUCUUAUGAAGUUUUCAAUUGGCCCUUUAAUGUGAAUUGUUUUGGCUGAAUUAUUUUUGAAUUUCCAAUUUCCUUCUUCGUCAUAUCAUAUACGAAGUGCUCGAUGACUGUUAAUCCUAAGUCAGCGAAAUUAUUUAGCUGCUGAUUAAGUGAGGUGUAGCUGUUGCAUCUAAUCGAAUGGCUGAAUCCUAGCAUGGCUAAUGUUCCUCAUGAUAGUGCGAAAGGCAUUCUUAAUAGGCGAGGUCGUAGUUCUAACAUACCAAGUUAGUGAAUAGAACUUUUUAAAGAAACUUCGUGUUGAAAACCUGGAAAUAUUUAGAACUGAACUCUUUAAAUAGCUUAGCUUUCCGCUUUGUGCUUUCGCCUAUUAUAGCGCAUAUAAUUGCAUAAUUUUCUAACUAUUUGUACGUUGAUAUGGCUUGUGCUACUCUAAAACGCAGUUGUGAAUGGGAUCCUCUACAAAGCCCUAGUGGUCGAACACCAAAACGGCGAAGAUGUACUCCAAUUAUGGCUCCUUCACCUAAAAUUUUCAAGUCUUCAAUGGAAUGCUCUUCCCCAUUUGGAGAUGUUGCCUCUAAAUUAACUUCAGAACAGAUAACCGUCAACCUUAGAGAAGAAAUCAAAAAACUGCAACGACGAAAGCAGCUGAAAUUCGACGGAAAUGAUAGUUCUGAUAGCUCCGUCGAAACUCCUUCAACAUCAACAAGUUUAGGCACGGGGCUUAUGGCACCAUCUUGCCGAGACCAGCCGCUGUUCACUUUCCGGCAAGUAGGCCUCAUCUGUGAACGCAUGAUUAAAGAUAGAGAAAAUCAAAUUAGAGAUGAGUAUGAUAAAAUUCUCAAUGCCAAAUUGGCCGAGCAGUACGACACGUUUGUGAAGUUUACCCACGACCAGAUACAGAAGCGGUAUGAGAGUUGUGUACCAAGUUACCUCUCCUAAACUCAUUGAUAUUGAAAUACUUUCACUUUAUGAUGUGAAAAACUUUUGAAAGCAAAAAGGACAUUUAAAAUAUGAUUUGCUUAGAUCUUGAUUUUUUUUCCUCCCCCUGAAGAUUUAUGUGUUUAAAGAGCUGUGUGAAAAGAAAAAUGUUCAUAGACAGUCAAUAUAUAUUUAAUAAACAAGCUAUAUUUGAACUGUGUGUUAUGUGGACAUCAAUUUGGUUUUCUAUGCAUAUGUUGAGAAAACUAAUAGCAAUGACUAUUUUUUCAGACAUGGUACAACUGCUAACCUCUGAAAAGUUUUUUUUUUUUCCCUUUUCAAUCUAAUAUUACCUCUUGAUUAUUAUUCAUAUAUCAAUGCCAAAUGUUUUUCACAAAAGUUUAUUAUCGUAGAUACUAUUCUCCAGCUGAAUUUGUUUUUAAAUUUAAAAUUAUAACUCAAAUUCAUUUGAAGAAUAAUUCCUGCGAUUAACUACUAUUCUUGCAAGCACUGCUUGAACAGAGUAUUAAUAUAUUUCAUUCUAAAUAAUGAGGCUAUAAUUUCAAGUGCCUGAUUUUACUAGAUGUAGAAGUUUCAGUUUUUUGUUCUUACUCCAGUAAUAAUUAGAAAAUUCUCGAGCUGUAUUUUGUGUUCAUGUUAGGAGUGUAAAUACUGUAUGUGCCGUCUGAUAAUGAGGUUAAAAUUGUCAUAUAUUCUUUUUUUCUAUAUAACAUAAGUGAAUGUGUAAUUGUUUGAAUAUCUUUUGGAAAUUUUCAUAUAAGGAACUUUUUGUGAAUGUGCUUUGAUUUUUCAUUUAUUUUAAAUAUUUCUAUCAGGAUUUUGUUUUUUUUGAACUAUGUAAAUUACAGCUUGCUUUUCAAUGAAAAUGUCUUUUUGUAUCCGUAAAAAAAAAGUGUAAAUUUUUCAUGAUAUUAAGCUUAGAAAACUUGUUGUAAGUAUAAGAACUGGAUGCCUUAAAAUUUAUAGCUGUGUUUAGUGACUAUAACUUGCUAAAAUUUUAUACUUGUAUGUUGCUUUUCUGGCUUAAAGUAACUUAUUUCCAAUAA